This is a messenger RNA of Dracunculus medinensis (Guinea worm), 945 nucleotides long. Lineage: Eukaryota; Metazoa; Nematoda; Chromadorea; Rhabditida; Dracunculidae. The record is from the annotation of a GenBank genome assembly.
UUCGAUUUUCUUGAUAUCAAAAUCUACUUAAUUGGUGUUUUUGCUGCUUCAAUCGCUAUUCUAUCGAUCUAUUUCAAUACUUUUUUUACGAUAGUUUUUACGCAGAAUCCUUCGUUAAGAAGAACACCUAUUUAUUAUUUUGGCAUAUUGGCGAUCGUUGAUAUUAUUAUGGCAUUCAAUUAUAUUGCUUUGAUGGUUGUGCCAGUAUAUAUGGAUCAGUUUGGUUUUCUUUGGCUUUAUCAUAUAUUUUUGUCAUAUCUGAGACCUGUGAUAACAGAAAGUAAUAUUGCAAUGUUCUCAUCGCUGUUGCUAAUUUUAUUUGCGACGACUGAACGACUUAUGCGAACUUUUAAGUCUCAACAAUGUUUUACAAUUAUGGAGAGGAAUAGGCCAAACGUUUGCCUCUUAUGUAUCGUAAUUUCCAUGAUAUAUAAAACAUGUAUUUACUUUGAAAUUCAUUACGUUGAGUUAUCGAAUUUAAAUCCGUCUUUUAUACUAACUCUUUACCAAAUAUGUUGCAAUAAUUUUCAGGAUGCAACUCGAGCUCUAGUAAGUGUUGUAACAAUGUAUUUGAUGUCACAAUCGCUUCAAGUAGUCAUCACAUUUUGUGAAGCUUUUCAUAAACAUUCUCUUGAAAAUGAUUAUUAUGAAUAUUAUUCUUAUAUCAAUGAUCUCACUAGUAUAAUGACACUACUAUCAAGCUGCUUACGAUUUCCUGUUUAUUACAUAUGCAAUCGACCAAUAAAAUUAGCGACUCAGACAACAUUAAAGCGCUUGAAUCUAAUAUCCGUGAAAUCGAAAUCAACUGCACCAAUUGAAAUUCCAUCGAAAACAAUGAACGUGGAAAAUGGAUCACAAUCUACAAAAAUAAGCGACUACCUAGAACCCACCCGAAUAUGCAACGAUAAUCGGAAUAGAUUUAUGAGCAGAGAAUGGUCCUUGUGA